Molecule: messenger RNA, 2596 nt
Organism: Protobothrops mucrosquamatus (brown spotted pit viper)
Lineage: Eukaryota; Metazoa; Chordata; Lepidosauria; Squamata; Viperidae
Gene: ELL
Product: elongation factor for RNA polymerase II
Biological process (GO): positive regulation of transcription elongation by RNA polymerase II; snRNA transcription by RNA polymerase II; transcription elongation by RNA polymerase II
Cellular component (GO): transcription elongation factor complex
Molecular function (GO): cis-regulatory region sequence-specific DNA binding
Source: RefSeq, a predicted model, not a curated record
GAGAUUCCCAAGAUGGCGGCACUGGCUGAGAGGGGGUACGCGCUGUCCUGCGGGCGCCUCGGCCGCGGCACACGAGUCUCUGUCUUCCACGUCAAGCUGACUGAAUCGGCCCUGCGAGCCUUCGAGGCCUACCAGGGACGCAAGGAUUCUGUGGGUUUGAAGCCAUCGAUCCAGUUUCAAGGAAGUCAAGGGCACAUCUCAAUACCGAGACCAGACUGCCCAACAGGAGUUCGGACAUUUUCCUUUUAUCUCUCUAAUAUUGGCAAGGACAGCCCUCAGGGGAGUUUUGAUUGCAUCCAGCAGUAUGUGUCCAGCAAUGGUAACAUUCAGCUGGAUUGCCUUGGCAGCAUCCAGGACAAAAUCACUGUCUGUGCCACCGAUGAAUCCUACCAGAAGGCAAAGCAGAGCAUGGCCCUGGUGGAAGAGGAGACACGGAGCCGGGGCGCCAUUGUCAUCAAGCCUGGAGGGCGUUACGUUGGAAAGACCGUUAAGAUGCGUAAGCCUGCACCAGGGGGUUCCGACACUGUUCCCUCACGGAUACGCCCAACACCUGUCAACCUCGCCAAUGCCAUCAGGAAGGGCAAUAGUGCCGUCUCCCAGAGGCCUUUCAAAGAUCGGGUGAUGCACUUGCUGGCUCUCAAGCCUUAUAAGAAACCAGAACUCCUCCUUAGGUUGCAAAAGGAUGGCCUUUGUCUGCAAGAUAAGGAUUCCUUGGACAGCCUCUUGCAGCAGGUUGCAAACGUGAACGCCAAAGACAGCACAUGCACCCUGAAAGAUUAUCUUUACAAAGAGGUGCAGAAGGACUGGCCCGGCUACUCAGAGGGAGACCAACAGCUGCUGAAGAGGAUCCUCUUCCGGAAACUCUGCCCACCACAGAAUCCCAGCUGCGUCCCUGAGAAUUCUGCUCCCAGCCCCCCAAGGGACACCGCAAACGUUUCCUCCUCCCCUCCCCAGAAGCGACCCCUGGACUUUAUUGACCCCCUCGCCAACAAAAAGCCAAGGAUCUCUCACUGUGCCCAAAGGACUCAGCCCACUUUCAACGGCAAACUCAGCUCUGCCAAUGGGAAGGAGACCUCUUUGCCCACCAUGGUGGCGGCUGAUUCAGUCAGCUCUAGCUCUCUUUUGCCCACUCUGGAGCUACCUAGGCCUCACGACCCACUUGCUGAUGUUAGCAAUGAUCUAAACCAUAACGGCAAAGACUUUGAGAUGGCAGAGCCGGCCGAAAGGCGGACAGCAAGCCGGUCGGCCGCAGCCCCAGCCCAGACGAGCAAACACAAUUGUGUUCCGCACUCAAAAUCCAGGAAGAAGAAACAUAAGGAACGAGAAAGGAAGGAGGAGCAGCAACAGGUCCACGAGAAGCCAAACUGUGAACUAAAGAAGGGUGGCUCCAAAAUGAGCCCCUCACAAGACAGCGCAGGUUUAAACAGGACGUGCAACAGCUCCAGUGUCCCAUCUUCUACAUCAGGGAGGCCAGACUACUUGCUAAAAUACGGUGCCAUCUCUUCCUCGGAGCAACGUCAGAGCUACAAGAAUGAUUUCAACGCGGAGUACGGCGAGUAUCGCGACCUCCAUGCUCGUAUUGAGCGGAUAACCCGACGGUUCAUGCAGCUGGAUUCAGAACUAAAGCAACUAUCUCAGGGCUCGGAAGAAUACAAGAUGAUCCACGAUCAGAUCUUGCAAGAAUACCGAAAAAUUAAAAAGACUAAUCCAAAUUACAGCCAGGAGAAGAACCGCUGUGAAUAUCUCCACAACAAACUGGCCCAUAUCAAAAAACUGAUCGCUGAAUACGACCAACAGCAGUUUCAGUCUUGGCACUGAGCCUGGGGGGGGGGCAGUUAAAGAAAGGAAAGUUUGCUUAUUCUUAGAUGCCAACAAAUGAGCCUUCCUCCCCAAGAAUUGACUGCUCUUAUUCUCCCCACACACCUCCAAAUGCAGGUUCAGUUUAGAGUCGGAAGCAAAGGGUUGUCUGGGCUCUGUUGCAUAUUCUACCAGCUGGGGGAAAGAGCUCAUGUUCCUGGGGAUGGGAGGGAACAACUCCAUAUACAAACCUGUCUGUCCGCUGUCCAUUAAAUUCUUGCAUAACUCACUGCUUUCUUGUUUGUAUUUCUGCAAUCUCCCCUUUCCUUCCUGGCCAGGAUUUAGUGAACCAGUCAAGAGCCGGAUGCUGCUUUAAUGUCCCUAGCAUGGCUGGCCCAUUGUCAGAGAAGUUUCUUCAUCUUUCCUGCCUUCUCUAUGCAGCAGCUUAAGUUUUCUGAAUUGCCGACUGUCCGGACAGAAUCUGUUUCUGGAUAUUAAUUUUAAAAGAGGGGAAUCUUAGAAUGAAGCUUGUUUCUGUGAUCAAGAUGAAGAGUCCCAUUUCACUGUGAAUGAUCCUCAGAUCUUUCUGUGGUCUCAUUUGGUGGGAUCCUUAACCGUGUUUCCCCCCCCCCCAUAAUAGCAAAUAGCGGAGGGGGGGAAGGGAGGCAUGGUAAAAUGUGGGGUCUGAGCUCCCCUUUUUUUAAAAACUGAACUUCUCCAAAGGGAACAGCACAAAAUCAAAGCUCAUAUUAAGAGAGGAUGCUUCUUUUCUGAAGAAUAUAUCCAAUUUGCCAGCCAA